Molecule: messenger RNA, 1009 nt
Organism: Cyanistes caeruleus (blue tit)
Lineage: Eukaryota; Metazoa; Chordata; Aves; Passeriformes; Paridae
Gene: UTS2
Product: urotensin 2
Biological process (GO): regulation of blood pressure; blood vessel diameter maintenance
Cellular component (GO): extracellular region
Molecular function (GO): hormone activity
Source: RefSeq, a predicted model, not a curated record
AGUCAAGACAAGUCAAAUACCAGCCCUCUCUGUGCACACAGGGAAGCUUAGAGAAGUUUAGGCUGGCAGGACCUCUGCAGGUCCUUUCCCACCACCCCCACCUGAGCACUCAGAUCAGAGCAUUUGAACUCACACAGGGAUGCCAAAGGCUUUAUCAAGCUUAGUUUUGAAAUUCUGCCCCAUUCCAUCCUUGAAUCUAUUCAAACCUUACUAGACACACUCCUGGACCAACUGUUCUGGUUGGCCCUGCUUGGAUCAGGGAGAUUAGAGUAUGAGACUUCCAGAGGUGCUUUAUGACCUCAACCUCUUUUGGAGCCCAGGGUGUUUCUGGACACCCUGUUAGCCCACUAAGGGGGGCCUGCUCCCCUUGAGUUAGACCUGCAGCACAAAUACUUCUGUUCUAUAUGACUGAUGAAGACUAUCUGAAAUUAGUCUUAGGAGCCACAGGAUGUACGAUAUAAAAAUUAAUCUUUGACAGGCAAUGCUAAUAAAGGAAAAAGAUGAGAAGCAGCUUCUCCUGUCCUCUCUUGUCUCUGCCCAUCAUCAAUGCCAGUGAGAUGUCUUAUCAACACUCAGCUGAUGAUGAUUCGAGGUUAAACCUGGAGAGGUUGGGCAGCCUCAGAAGCACCUCCCUGCUCCAGUUCCUGCCAGAGCUCCUGGGCACACUGGCUGAGGACAACAAAGCAGGUCUUACCCCCAGCAACUACAACCCAGAGGAAAAUAUCAAAGAGACUUUCUAUGGGAAUCAUCCUCGAAUUGCUUUACUGGGACGCUUCUUGACCAAGGACAGGAAACAGUACAAGAAACGUGGGAAUCUUUCUGAGUGCUUCUGGAAAUAUUGUGUGUAAACAGGAAACUCCCUGAGUGGCUGCAUAAUUUAUACAGAUGUCUGAAAACGUGUAUAUAGAUUCGCUUGAUUUAAAACAAGAAUGAAGAAAUACGAAGGCAGCGCCUAACUUUAGACUCUAUGCUACUUGGAAAUGAAUAAAUUCUUGAUGUUUUGCAAUUA